This is a messenger RNA of Harmonia axyridis, 2191 nucleotides long. RefSeq names its product putative mediator of RNA polymerase II transcription subunit 26. Lineage: Eukaryota; Metazoa; Arthropoda; Insecta; Coleoptera; Coccinellidae. The coding region runs from base 204 to 1988 and encodes 594 amino acids. The record is from RefSeq and is a predicted model, not a curated record. The transcript is spliced from 2 exons.
CACAUGUCAAAGAGGUUUCAUAUGUCACUGUUGUUUUGGUUCGAAAUUGAUAGUAUACCACUUCGAAAAGCUAACUUUUCUUCGAAGUAAAAAUGACUAAAGGAUAUAUUAUAAAUCCUAAGCUAUAACUUUGAAAGUAAAUAAAUGUGCCGGGAUAAACGGAAACUAGUAACGACGUUAAAUUCAUCGUUUUCUUUCGUAAUAUGGAAGAAACCACAAACGAAGAAUUUCAAGAAGCUUUGAACAUCUCAGACAGUGAAUAUCAUGACGCAGAAGCUGAUAAAAAUAUCUGUGAGAACCGCAGAUCAUGGUCUAGUAACACACGACAAACGCAUACUGUUUCACAAUUCCUUUCAGAAGAAACUGAGAAAUAUUUUGCAAUGCUAAAAUCUGGAAGUUCAAACUUUGUCGAAUCUGCGAAUAAUGGAGCAUCAUUGAUGACUCAUAAGGAAACGAAAGAUGCUGAAAAAUUUGAUGGAAAUGGUGAUGUUUCGAAGGAAGCAAUACUAGAGGCCAUCCUCAAUGAAAAGAGCUUGAAGAGGAUAUAUUUCGAUGAAAAAUGUAUACCAAAUAAUAAUAACGAAUAUUCUGAUUGUUCUGAAGAGACCAAGGAAAAAAUCAACUUGUGGAGUUACAUAAACCAACUUCCAAAUACGACGGUACAUAGUGAUAAUGACGAAUUUUCUGAUGGGGAUAACACUUUGAACACCAUUGAUGAAGAAGUGAAGGAACUUGAGUUGGAAAUUCAGCAAAUGUUUGACACGCCUAUCUUCCAGAUAGCUGAACCUGUACCCUUGCAACAGGAACCUAAGUCAUCAGGAGGAAUGAUUAAAGUUUCGAAUACUCAAGUACCAUGUAAAAGAAAAAUAUCACCAUUACCAAUUAAACAUAAUGUUGAGACAAGGUCAAAUCAAUCUUUCCGAACAGCAUAUAAUGAUGAUGAGACAAUGAAAUAUCCUGAGACUGAUUUGGAAAACUUCAACAUGAGUCAAUCAACCAUAGAUCAACAAGAUGUAGCAUCUGAAAAGCAAUCAUCUGAUUCAGAGGAUACAGUCACAUUAGUGAAGAAUGGUUCAUUGAAAAUCCACCCCGUAAAUUCAAUAGAAGUAAUUCCUAAAUCGAUAGAAACACAAAAAAUGGACUUGAAAAAAAUCAACAUCGUUGAAAAUCUUCUUCGGGCAAAUACCCUCCUUGAAAACUCGAACUUCUUUGAGAAAGAAGAAUCGAAAACCUUUAAUACUCGUAAAAACAAAUCGAAGCCUAAAAUUUCACAAGAAUUCAGGAAGGUACGGUCGUAUACUGUCAACACGGAGAGCGUUAAAAAAGUACAUAAGAAUACUUCCAAAAGUUUUCACUUUGAUGAGCACUCUCGAUCACAUAUGAGUAUGAAAGCAAGCCCAAAAAUAGAGAAAAAGAUGAAAAUUGAUGCCAAGAGAAAACCAGAAACAAGCAAAUCCAAGAAAAAUAAUAAAGGAAUUAACACACCAAAUAUAAGAAGGAGGAAUUUCUGUUGUCAGAAAAUAGGCGCUUUCAUAGAGUCGGCAAAUUUCUGUUCCAUUUCUCUGACUUUAGAAUCUGUGCAUGAAGAUGUCAGAAAAAAUGAAUUGAUGAAUUCGCUUAAGGAAUAUUUCUGGCUGACAAAAUCAGAUAUGGAAAAGAGUUUGAUACAAUUAGUUAUACUAUGCAUGGGAAAUAAUUUUCAAGAAAUCGCAAUUUCGAAUGAAAAUUUCAGAUUGUACUGUCAGAACGAAUUUUCAUCCAAUUCUAUGCCUGAAAAUGAAGAAAAAGCUGAAAAUAGUGACAAAGAUUCCUUCAAAUCUAAUUUAGUUAGUCAACCAUUAUACAUCGAAACAAUUCUCAGUCAAAGUCAAGUGAACCGAUUAGAAUUUGAAUCAAAAAAUCAAAGCUCGAAUAAAAUUCAGAAUGCAUCGCAGAAUGCAAGUACGAAAGAGGUAAAAUCUUGUAUUAAAGAGGAAGAACUGAACUGAUCCAGAAUGUAAUUCAAAUAAGAUCAAACAAUUGUUCAGAACGUUCUCAUUAUCGUCAAUUACACUUCGAAAACUUAUUGGACACAUCCAUCUCAGUUCAAUUAAAAAAAAAAUGUAAUUAUUUGAACCAUUGGAACGAGGCCAACUAAUAUUCCUAGUACAAAUUUUGUUUAUACUUAGUGCAAAUAUAAUCAUCGUACUUA